Osmerus eperlanus (European smelt) is the source of this 3212-nucleotide messenger RNA. RefSeq names its product cyclin dependent kinase 17 (gene cdk17). Gene Ontology annotation, cellular component: cytoplasm; nucleus. Bases 389 to 1975 code for a protein of 528 amino acids. The record is from RefSeq and is a predicted model, not a curated record. The transcript has 17 exons. Gene Ontology annotation, biological process: protein phosphorylation. Lineage: Eukaryota; Metazoa; Chordata; Actinopteri; Osmeriformes; Osmeridae. Gene Ontology annotation, molecular function: ATP binding; cyclin-dependent protein serine/threonine kinase activity.
AGCAUUAUUUCGAUAACACAGCCGUGGUGGCAGCGUCAGCAAGCUGUAGUCACUAGCUACACACACACACAGCUCGCACCCCUCACGAGCGAUCUAUCGUCAUCACAAUUUCUCACGCUGGUAUGUUUUCCAAUCGAGAAGCGAAAGCUGCUUCUACUUUAUUUUCACCAGGACGCUAACUUUACACGUCUUUUAGAAUGACCGCAGCGUUAUCCCCAAGGAUUUAGACGCGACAGUCGCCAAAAGAAAGUACUACACCGACACAACAAAGCAUUCCUGUUUUACGGUGGGUGGAAAGACGGCAUCCGGCCUCCAAAGAAGCUCUGAGGUCAGGGACUCUGGUCGAAACAACAUUCAUCGUUUCUGGCCUCCCCUGCCUGAGAGCUCCAUGGAGAAGAUGAAGAGGUUCAAGCGGCGCCUCUCCCAGACCCUGAGGGGAAGCCAGACCAUCGACGAGUCUCUGUCUGAGCUAGCCGAGCAGAUGACCAUUGAGGAGAACGGCUUGAAGGACAGCGGUGAGGAGCCCAUCGUGAGGAACGGCCGCCCCCCGACCGCCCACAGCGUCCACUCCUUCCUGCACCAGUACACGGGGUCCUUUAAGAAGCCCCCCCUCCGCAGGCCUCAGAGCGCCAUCGGGGGAGGCCUAGGCUCCCUGAUGGCCAUGCCACGCAACGGCAGUCGCCUCGACAUUGUCCACGAAAACCUAAAAAUGGGUUCUGACGGCGAGAGUGACCAGGCCUCUGGGACAUCCUCGGAUGAGGUCCAGUCUCCGACUGGCGUCUGUCUCCGGAACCGGGGCAACAGACGGAUCUCCAUGGAGGACCUGAAUAAGCGUCUGUCCCUACCAGCUGACAUCAGGAUACCUGAUGGCUACCUGGAGAAGCUGCAGCUCACCAGCCCGUCCUUCGACCAGCCGCUCAGUCGGCGCUCCCGCAGAGCCUCCCUGUCGGAAAUUGGAUUUGGGAAGCUAGAGACCUACAUCAAACUGGACAAGCUCGGGGAGGGGACGUACGCCACGGUCUUCAAGGGCAGGAGUAAACUAACGGACAACCUGGUGGCCCUGAAGGAGAUCCGCCUGGAGCAUGAGGAAGGAGCGCCCUGCACCGCCAUACGAGAGGUGUCUCUACUGAAGGACCUGAAGCACGCCAACAUAGUGACACUGCAUGACAUCAUCCACACGGACAAAUCCCUGACACUGGUCUUUGAGUACCUGGACAAGGACCUGAAGCAGUACAUGGACGACUGCGGGAACAUCCUGAGCAUGCAGAACGUUAAGAUUUUUCUGUUCCAAAUCCUGAGAGGCCUGGCGUACUGCCAUAAACGGAAAGUUCUCCACAGAGACUUGAAGCCUCAGAACCUUCUCAUCAAUGACAGAGGGGAACUCAAACUGGCUGACUUUGGUCUGGCUCGGGCCAAAUCUGUCCCCACUAAGACCUACUCCAACGAGGUGGUGACGCUGUGGUACCGACCGCCAGACGUCCUCCUGGGUUCCUCCGAGUACUCCACACAGAUAGACCUGUGGGGGGUGGGCUGUAUAUUCUAUGAGAUGGCUGCCGGCAGGCCCCUGUUCCCUGGCUCCACAGUGGAGGAUGAGCUUCACCUCAUUUUCCGGCUGCUGGGUACUCCCAUGGAGGAAACCUGGCCAGGAAUCUCCUCUAUAGAAGAGUUCAAGUCCUACAAGUUCCCCAAGUACAAACCCCAGCCCGUCAUCAACCAUGCACCCAGGUUGGACACAGACGGCAUUGAAUUGUUGAUGUCCUUCCUCAGAUACGAGUCCAAGAAGAGGAUUUCUGCAGAUGAGGCAAUGAGGCAGCCCUACUUCAGGAACCUUGGGCCUCGCGUGCAUACACUGCCAGAGAGCAUAUCCAUAUUUACACUGAAGGAGGUCCAACUGCAGAAAGAUCCUGGAUACAGGAAUUCCUCCUACCCUGAAUCAGGCAACGGCAAGAACAGAAGGCAAAGCAUGCUCUUUUAGGUCUGGGCUAACCCUUGUGUGGAGCAGAGCUGUUGAGACUUACCCAGACGGCUCCCUAAAGGUGGAUGUCGGGGCGGGCUGGGCACAACUCACAUACCCUGACCCCCCCACACCCCAGACCCCCUCCACACCCGGGCCUCUGGGACUGUCAGCGCAAAGAAAAUGGCCCGAAAUGAGACAUUUAUACUCCAGUACAUUUUAUAUUUAUUGGGAGGUGAAUUUGCUGCUAAAAAAGAACAACUACUGUCUAGAUUCUAACUGGCUUAGUCACUUUAAAGAAAACAUGCAAUGUGUAUAGAUUUAAAAACAAAUUGAAGUGUUUAUUUUGGUGAUUUUAUUUUGUCAUCGGUUCCAUGACUUUCCACCUCCUAGUUUCCUGUGCGUGUGUGUAAGACAGGGGCGGGCGUCAGUAACAGCUCUGAAAGUUUGGGUAUUGGUGCCAUGACACUGAUGUGCUCCUCCUAAGAUGCAUUUCUGGACUAUUUAUUUAACAUGGAGAACCCAGUUGACACUAAAUCUGGGCCCUUACGUCAGCAUCACACCCUUUAUAUAUACCUCCAGUCUGACAGGCGCUCAUAGGGAGCAGUGUUUAGAAAGUUCCCAUUCUUGUGUGUGGGAGGCUGUUUGAAAAUGGCAUGGCAUUCCAAUAUUUGUUUCAAAAACCGUGAAAAAAAUCCAGGAAGUAUAAGAUUGUUUUAAUGAUGUGGGCAUUAAGGGAAGCUGUCGGACUCCCUACUUUUCCGUGACAGCUUGACAUCUAACCAACCACAGCCAACUUCCUCUCCUCUAACGCAUCCAGCAUCCUCGGCCAUGACCAGGGCUGUGCUGCAAGGUGGAGUUCCCUGCGUUUGUCAGACGGGCUUGUGUGCAUUACAGUUCAGUUCUUUGUUUUGUUUUUUGCCCUUUCCAUCCUCCAUUACGAACUGUAAAAUGUUUCCUUGUUUUGGAUUUCUUCUCAUCUGUGUGUUGCAUGCCGGCCCUGUGUGUGUGUGUGUGGCGGGGGGGAGGGGGGGGGAAGCAGUCACUGAACUCCCAGUUAGGGUGCUCAGCUCCUUGUCAUAAGACAGUACUGAGUCACAGUGUCUAUUUAACAGUGUUACCAGAUGUUUUGUAUGAUAUUCCUUAACUUUAUUUGUGGAUAAUUGUUCUUGGUGUGGCAUCUCGUUGGGAAUGCCCUCUGUAUGAGCUUGGUUUUUUUCAGAGAAAAGAAAAUUAAACUGAAGUUGAAAAACUAAAA